Molecule: messenger RNA, 1241 nt
Organism: Lotus japonicus
Lineage: Eukaryota; Viridiplantae; Streptophyta; Magnoliopsida; Fabales; Fabaceae
Product: calcineurin B-like protein 3
Exons: 10
Coding region: 259-939 (226 amino acids)
Biological process (GO): calcium-mediated signaling
Molecular function (GO): calcium ion binding; kinase binding
Source: RefSeq, a predicted model, not a curated record
UGUACAUAGGUUGUACUCUAUCUGUCAUCAACGAUAUCACUUUCAUUCAUCACCCUCACCACGCACAUACAGAUUCGUCCCAAUCACCAUUGAGUAGUUGCCUUCAUUCACCAUUCAAAAUUAGCUCUAUCUAUCAUUCAUUCAAUCUCUCUAUUGUGGAUUUUCAUUUUUGCAUCCAAGAUAUUGUCAGUUGGGAUUGGUCACUUGAAGUUGGAAAUGGUUAAAAGUUAUGGAGUGUUCUGAUUUGCAAAAGAUAUCAUGUUGCAGUGUUUAGAGGGACUUAAGCCUUUACUUGCUUCGCUAUUGCGUUGUUGUGACAUUGAUAUAUAUAACCAGCCAAGAGGCCUUGAAGAUCCUGAACUUCUUGCUAGGGAGACAGUGUUCAGUGUAAGUGAAAUAGAAGCACUAUAUGAACUCUUCAAAAAGAUCAGCAGUGCUGUAAUUGAUGAUGGGCUGAUAAACAAGGAAGAGUUUCAAUUGGCAUUGUUCAAGACGAAUAAAAAAGAAAGCUUGUUUGCUGAUCGGGUAUUUGAUUUGUUCGACACAAAGCACAAUGGGAUACUAGGUUUUGAAGAGUUUGCUCGCGCUCUCUCUGUUUUCCACCCAAAUGCCCCUAUCGACGAUAAGAUCGAGUUUUCUUUUCAACUGUAUGAUCUGAAGCAGCAGGGUUUUAUUGAAAGGCAGGAGGUGAAGCAAAUGGUAGUUGCUACCCUGGCAGAAUCUGGUAUGAAUCUAUCAGAUGAUGUUAUAGAAAGUAUAAUUGACAAGACUUUUGAGGAAGCAGAUACAAAGCAUGAUGGCAAGAUUGACAAGGAGGAAUGGCGGAACCUUGUUUUGCGCCACCCGUCACUUCUGAAGAACAUGACCCUUCAAUAUCUCAAGGACAUCACCACAACAUUCCCAAGCUUUGUAUUCCAUUCACAAGUAGACGAUACUUGAAGGCAGGCCUAUUAUUCAGUUGAUAAUUUUAUUACCUUUGGUUUCUUUGCCUUUGGGUUGCAGAGCCACCUCUUGUGUAGCAUAGCAGAUAGCUUGAUUUCCUUAUAUUGGUUAUAUUUUUUAUUAAGAUAAUUGGUUUUGCGGAUUCAUCUGCUGUGGUUUAUUUUUCUCAAGAGUCAAGACAGACACCUUUGAUUUUUUUUUGUUUAAACUUCCAGACAAAUUUGUGGUUCCCAUUUCUUUCAUGUGAGAGUCUCAUAUAGCAUUGUAGAGUGGAAAUAGUAUAUUUCUUUUCUUUCAAA